GUAUCUGCUUCAGAGCGGAUUCAACCGCCAAGGAAGUUACGCUUUGUAAUGUCACUGUAAAGAAGUUUGAGACCAAUUUAUUUAUAGAGACCUGGAUUUAUUAGAACACUUAGACGCUGGAUAUAUGACCUGAAACGAAAGCGUAUCGUGGUUUUUAUUUUGGAAGGUUACUCCUGGUGAUCUUCGAACCUCUAUUAUUACUGUAUAGCUAACGUUACACGGUGAAGCCUCAUGUUUUCGUCAAGCCAAGAGGAGCACUGCGCCCCGUCCAAAGACCCAGUGAAGUACGGGGAGCUGGUGGUUCUGGGGUACAAUGGCUCUCUGCCCAAUGGAGAUCGGGGUAGACGGAAAAGCAGAUUUGCGCUGUACAGGAGGACCAAAGCCAAUGGUGUUAAGCCAAGCACUGUGCACAUCCUCAGCACCCCCCAGGCCAGUAAGGCUGUGAACUGUAAGGGCCAACACAGCAUCUCCUACACACUGUCCAGGAACCAGACAGUAGUGGUGGAGUACAGCCAUGAUAAAGACACAGACAUGUUUCAGAUCGGGCGCUCCACAGAGAGUCCCAUAGACUUUGUAGUGACUGACACAAUAGCAGGAGGCCAGGAGGGAGAGGAGACUCCCAUCACACAGAGCACCAUCUCCCGCUUUGCCUGCCGAGUUGUUUGUGAGCGCAACCCACCCUACACUGCUCGCAUCUACGCCGCAGGGUUCGACUCCUCCAAAAACAUUUUCCUUGGGGAAAAAGCAGCAAAAUGGAAAAACCCUGACGGUCACAUGGAUGGCCUGACAACAAAUGGAGUACUUGUAAUGCACCCCAAGGGUGGGUUCACGGAAGAAUCCAAGCCUGGAGUGUGGAGAGAGAUCUCGGUCUGUGGGGAUGUUUACACUCUGAGGGAGACCCGCUCAGCACAGACUCCAGGCAAACUGGUGGAGAAUGAGAGCAAUAUACUGCAGGACGGCUCCCUGGUGGACCUGUGUGGAGCCACUUUACUGUGGCGUACAGCAGAAGGCCUUUUUCACACCCCCACCCAAAAGCACCUGGAGGCUCUCAGACAGGAGAUCAAUGCAGCGCGGCCCCAGUGCCCUGUAGGUCUCAACACCCUCGCCUUCCCCAGCAUGCAACGCAGCCGUGCCCUCUCCUCUCUGGAGGACAAGCAACCUUGGGUCUACUUGGCUUGUGGCCAUGUGCAUGGUUACCACAACUGGGGCCACCGUUCAGAGCAGGGGCCUAACACCCAGCGAGAGUGUCCCAUGUGCCGGGUGGUGGGGCCCUAUGUGCCGCUCUGGCUAGGCUGCGAGCCGGCCUUCUAUGUGGACACAGGUGCACCCACACAUGCCUUUGUGCCAUGUGGACACGUCUGCUCAGAGAAGUCAGUCAAGUACUGGGCGGAGAUCCCUCUGCCCCAUGGCACCCACGCCUUCCAUGCUGCCUGCCCCUUCUGUGCCACCCAGCUCAGCCUCACUCAGGGCUGUUCCAAGCUAAUCUUC
Monopterus albus (swamp eel) is the source of this 1488-nucleotide messenger RNA. It is a transcript of the gene peli2, whose product is annotated as pellino E3 ubiquitin protein ligase family member 2. The record is from RefSeq and is a predicted model, not a curated record. Lineage: Eukaryota; Metazoa; Chordata; Actinopteri; Synbranchiformes; Synbranchidae. Gene Ontology annotation, molecular function: ubiquitin protein ligase activity; protein binding. The transcript is spliced from 6 exons. Gene Ontology annotation, biological process: protein polyubiquitination; regulation of Toll signaling pathway. The annotation marks the transcript as partial.